Molecule: messenger RNA, 550 nt
Organism: Micropterus dolomieu (smallmouth bass)
Lineage: Eukaryota; Metazoa; Chordata; Actinopteri; Centrarchiformes; Centrarchidae
Product: peroxisome assembly protein 26-like
Exons: 3
Coding region: 209-532 (107 amino acids)
Biological process (GO): protein import into peroxisome membrane; protein import into peroxisome matrix
Cellular component (GO): peroxisome; peroxisomal membrane
Molecular function (GO): protein-containing complex binding; ATPase binding
Source: RefSeq, a predicted model, not a curated record
UGUGGUUGGCUAGCGAUCUCAAACCAGGAAGUUCGAGAGGAAAUUGAUGGUAAACAAGAUGUUGCGGACAGGAUAGUGUACAAAUCAGUACUCUUAACAUGUUUUAUUUGGCAUUCGGUUGUACGCUAAGCUUCUAAAAGUAAAGCAGGGUCUCUUUGCGUUGUAAAGUUUUAUUCUCAAAUAAAACUCAAAAAUUUGACAGAAAGUGAUGAGCAGCUGUUCCACCUGCUCAGUCUGCAGCCCUCCGCUCACUACUUCUUUAGCACAGACGUCCAGCAUGUUGGACGCUGCCGCCGAGCAAAUGAUGGUCGAUAAAGAUUUCCAGGCAGCCUUUGAAACGUGCGAAAGAGGCCUGGAGAUUCUCGCCAGCAUGGACCAAGAGGACAACAGAUGUCGAGAAUUUAAGGCCGGUUUCUGUAUCUUAGGGAUUCAAGCACAGGCUGAGUUAAAUCAGUGGCAUGGUGUCCUCUCCUGGGUGCUUCAACAGUAUGAGCACCUGGAGAAAAUACCAGCUAAAAUAAUGCAGAUGUGAUUUUAUAAAACUCUCAAG